Pseudocercospora fijiensis CIRAD86 is the source of this 1857-nucleotide messenger RNA. RefSeq lists its product as uncharacterized. Bases 349 to 1800 code for a protein of 483 amino acids. Gene Ontology annotation, biological process: transmembrane transport; carbohydrate transport. Gene Ontology annotation, molecular function: carbohydrate:proton symporter activity. Gene Ontology annotation, cellular component: membrane. The transcript has 8 exons. Lineage: Eukaryota; Fungi; Ascomycota; Dothideomycetes; Mycosphaerellales; Mycosphaerellaceae. The record is from RefSeq and is a predicted model, not a curated record.
CAUCUUGGAAGCUUACUAUAGGUGUUCUAAGCUACAUAGUCAAGUAUCAACAGCGCUCUAGCGAAGCAAAACUACUUCACGAUGGUGGUGUAAGUCUGCAUAAGCGAAGCGAAGGAACAUUGCGAUUCGCAAAAGGCGAUUUGAGUCAUUGGGUCCGAUACGGAGGGAAUGAUCAUGCGAGUUGGAAGCUUGGAGCUGUGUGAGAUCUAUUUCUCGACUUCAUCAGGUUCUGGGAAGCACACGCACGUGGACUUGCUCCACGUGUCUGCUUGACUGCACGACAGCGUAUAGAAAGACUUGGUCCGCACUUUGCGCGGAAUCGCUUGUCCCGACCGCGCAAAAAAGAAAAUGGUUGCUUCGACCAGAUUAUACAAUUGGUACAUCUCCCUCGUUGCUGCAUCUUGUAUGGUGCUCUAUGGCUACGAUGCCAGCGUCUACAAUGCCGUCCAGGGCUCUAAUAACUGGGUCGCCUUCUUCGACAGCCCUGGAGCGCAAAUCAUCGGCGCUAUCAAUACCUCGUACACCGUCGGAGCGAUCGUUGCGGGAUUCUUCAUGGCAGGGCCAAUUGCUGACUACUUCGGUCGUCGCAUUGGCGUGGCAUCAGGCGCUGCUUGCGUUGUCGUUGCCACUUUCAUGCAGACGUUUUCCCCAACCGGUCAGAUCGGCUGCUUCAUUGCGGGUAGGGUUGUGAUUGGUAUUGGACAAGGUCUUGCUCUGACGGCGGGCUCAAUAUAUAUCGGUGAAUGUGCUCCGCCGGAGAUCAGAGGAACGAUUAUGACGUUUUGGCAAAUGUUCUAUAGUGUUGGCAGCUUCAUCGCUUACUGGAUCAACUACGCCUGCUCCAGAAACGCGGAAGCUCUCGGAGAAUGGGACUGGAAGAUGGUCGUGGUCUUCCAGCUACUGAUGCCGAACAAGAUCGAGCAAGCUCGUAGAUCGCUCCGAAGAAUCCGAGAAUCGGAGCAAGAGGUUGAAAAUGAAGUGUUGAUGAUCCGCGAAGCUUUGGAGUUCGAGAAGGAAGCCAUCUCACCCUCGUACUCUGCGUUCUGGAAGGACCGCUCGCUUCGAAAGCGACUUUUGCUGGCUUUCAUCAUGAAUGCGGGUCAGCAGGUUACGGGACAAGGAUCUCUCAACACUUACAGCACUAUCGUCUACAAGAAAGUCUUCAAGAGGAGCUCCACCAUUGCGCUGAUCAAUGCGUUAAACGCAACGUUCGGCAUUCUGUUCACGCUCAAUGCUGCGUGGACUGCUGAUCGAUUCGGACGCAAGUUCUUAUUCAUUGUCGGUGCUAUGGGUAUGGGGAUGUGCAUGAUCAUUGUCGCCUCGGUCGAGACUCAGACUCCCACGCUGGCCGAUGGCGUGAAGCCUAGAUCGGUCGCCAUCUCCAUUGUGUUUCUGCUGUUCCUGUUCAUAUUCUUCUACAAACCGACAUGGGGUGCGACGGUCUGGAUCUGGACGUCGGAAAUCUUUAGCAUGAAUGUUCGCGCCCAAGCCGUGGGGAUGGCGAGUCAAACGCAGAAUGUCGCACAAGCUAUCGUUGGGCAAUUCUUCCCGACCUUUCUGAAAAACUGUGGCUUUUAUGCCUUCUAUAUGUUUGCAGGGAUCAAUUUCAUGUUGGCGGUCUUCGUGUGGUUCUUUAUUCCAGAAACCAGAAAGACGCUUCUGGAAGAGAUGGACACCAAGUUCGGCGGCGCCAAUCAUGCCGAGAAGGGAGGAGAUCUUCUGGGGGUUCAAAACUCGCAGCAUGCAGAGAUUGAGCUCAAUCACAAGACACCAACGUCUGAGCUUCGAGAGAUCAAAUAGGUAGCGUUGACCAUCUACAGUGCUAGUUAUGUCGAGACGAUGCUUUCUCAUUGCUUC